AUGCCCCUCCUCUCAACCACCUCCACUCUAGCCUGGAAGGCCGGUGCCCUCCUCACUUCGAGCGGGAUUGUGGCGGGCGCGUUUGGAGCGCAUGCGUUGGGUCCUAGGUUGGGCGAGAAGGCGGGGACUUGGACGAUGGCGAGCCACUACGCAAUCAUGAACGGCAUCGGACUCCUCGCCAUCUCCCAACACCCAACAUACUCCAAGCGCAUCGCCAUACCGCUCAUCAUAGCCGGCACGACCCUGUUCAGCGGCUCGAUCUUUGCGUUGUUGCUCUACCGCGAGCGGAUGGGCGCCUGGACGAAAAUUGUGGGACCGACGACGCCCCUCGGCGGGUUGUUGAUGAUCGGGGGAUACCUCUCGCUUCUCUUCUAA
Messenger RNA from Rhodotorula toruloides NP11, 375 nucleotides. RefSeq lists its product as uncharacterized. Lineage: Eukaryota; Fungi; Basidiomycota; Microbotryomycetes; Sporidiobolales; Sporidiobolaceae. The transcript is spliced from 6 exons. Bases 1 to 375 code for a protein of 124 amino acids. The record is from RefSeq and is a predicted model, not a curated record.